Pyrgilauda ruficollis (rufous-necked snowfinch) is the source of this 6540-nucleotide messenger RNA. Its product is annotated as glutamine-rich protein 2-like. NCBI's taxonomy places the organism in Eukaryota, Metazoa, Chordata, Aves, Passeriformes, Passeridae. The record is from RefSeq and is a predicted model, not a curated record. Bases 3538 to 5613 code for a protein of 691 amino acids. The transcript is spliced from 14 exons.
CCCUCCAAGUACCUGCAGUGUUAUUAACUCUAUUCAAUCCUACACUUUUGUAUUUAAAUAGACCAGAAGUGUGCCAAAGAGAACUGAUUAAGAAGAAAAUAUUUACUGUAGAUUUUGAUAAAUUGCACCUUAAAUUUAUGAGACAUAAUACUGUAUUUAAAUUUAACAUCAUAAACUAUAUGAAAACAUUAAUCUAAGUACUGGUAAAUUUAUACAAUAUAAAGAAAAUAUACAGAUUGAGUAAAUCAGUCUUUUACCUUUGCAGAAACAGUAUGACACAGUCUUUAUUUGUGCAGCUUUGCUUAUGGGAGGAAAAAGCCUACCAGUUUCCAUGACUCACCUAUAAUCUAUGCCUUGUCUUUAGCCAGCUUUUUAAGUCACCCUUUUAUGAUCACCUUAUUAUGUAGUCACCCUGUUAAUGAUGUAUUGUGAAAAGUGUUCCUAAUGUGUUAUAAAUAAAUAAUUUCUCUCUUUACUCUUGUUUUAGCCUACUACCAUCUCCUUAAGAGUUCUUUCAGCUAUAACAAGAAAAUCAAACCCCAUCAAAUUCAGCAUUUAUGUUAUUGUCUCUAGUGAUUUAGCUGUAGUUUUGGCAAGAAUUACUCUCUUCCUCCAAUAAUACAGAUGCUUAAGAGCAGAGUGCUCAGAUUGCAAGAAACCCCUCUAACUACAGAUGACCUGGAUUUGGAGUAUGCUAUUAUUAAACACACACUAAGCAGGUGAUUGUUUACCUAUAACUUAAAUAUUUAACUGCUCACAUUCAACUGAGCAGAUGUUGAUGGUAUUGUUUUGCCAUCUACUCAUCUACUACAUCUACAACCAAGACACCAAAGCAUAUGCUGAAGAUCCUCUUAAGUCCAAGGAUUCUUUUCUUGACACAGUAUUGCAAGUAUGUACUAUCUAUAUAUGUGGAAACACCCUGCUUGAGCAACAUCUCCUCUUUUCCAUAAGUCUCUUGGUCUGGAAGAUUUGGAGAGUGGUGAAGAACCACUGUUAGAAAGGCAUCUGCAGAUUUUGGCUCUUUACACCAUGUUGUUAUGUUCUUGUAGGGGUUUUGGGGCUGCAGAAGCUUAUCACAGGAUUGGACUCUGCAUUUUGAAUAGUAUUUGUGACUUUAAUUUAAUUUGACCUGGAGGACUAGGUUACCCACACACCCAUCCCUGCUGAAAUACUCAGGGACUUUUAGCUGACUCUUAACUCUGAACACAGAAAGCGCUUGCACAUAAACAUACACAAGUCUGUCAACACACACAGGUCAGCUAUAUCAGAUCCACAAGAUCUAAAAUUGCAUAAAAACCAUCGUGACGUAUGCAAUUCACUUGUUCUUUCGUAUUCUCUGAUAUGAACAGAAACUGACCAGUGGUGCAUGGGCAGGCAGGAGGCAGCCAGUGGACUUCCAUGCUGUGACACCACGGGAUCUGUGCCCUCAUCCUGCCAUCACCACGCAAAUCCCUUCUGCAUCACUUGCCUCUCACAGGGUCACAGUCUUCAAGGUGCUCAGUGACCGACGGGAACAGGUAGCCUGGUGACCUGCCCCAGAGCCAUGGGAACCCUUAGCCCCAUCUCAGGGUACUGCUCCUAGCUGGAGACCUCCAGUGAAGGUGGGGACUUCCUGGGGACAAGGCCCUCUGGGUGCUGGUAUAGGAUCCUGUGAGGUCAGGGACCUUCAGACUCUCAGGGGAUAUGCGAUUUGAGGGUGAUGGGCAGGCGACAUCCCCACACUGAGGCGGCCCUGUUCCCAGCUCCAUGGCCCUCUACUCCCCACAAAUGAACCUGCUGUAUCAGGGUCAGGGCCAUCACUUACAAAUUUCUCACCAGAGGAGAGGUGACUUAUUUAAAAUUUGAGCUGGAAAUCCUGGUUAUGUCAAAGCAGAUCUUAGGUACAGCUGCCUUCCCACUGCAUGUCACCAGUGGCAGAGGGACUAGUGGGAGCUCUGGGACUGAAUGUAGUGGAAGCACUAGGAUGGGGGAGCUGGGCUGGGCAUGCUAGGUAGGACAUGCUUGCUGGCAGCCUGGGAGGGCAUCCUCAUUCCAUGUUCUCAGUGGGCACUGGUAGCACUGAGAUGUGCUAUACUGGGAGUCCUAGUGUAGGAGUACUGGCAGCACUGGGCUGAGGGUACCGGGACCACUGGAAUGGGCCAUACUGGAAUGGGAGGCACUGGGGGCAAUAGGAGCAGUGUGUUUUGGGGUGUGGUUUGGAGGCUGGAUGUGCUAGGGCAGGCAUGCUGGGGGAGUAUUUGUGGUCCAUGGUGGAUAUUUGUGGGCCAUGAACUGGUUUUGGGGACUAUUUGGGGGCCUAAGGACCAUGGGGCAAAGGCUGCCCCACAGAAUGGCCUUCCCCCUCCAUGUCUGAGCAGUGGAGGUGAAGGAGGUUUUGGAGUUCGAUGUGAUGCUGGAGUGGGAGUCCCCUCAGGAUAACAGCAACUCCAAGGGCACACACUACACUGUGCAGAAGGUGAUGGGGAAACCCCCAGCCACUGCCCCCCAGCUGCCUCCCCUCAGAACCCCCAAAUGAUGCUUGGGUCCUCUUCUGGUUGUGAGGGGACAGCCUGGAUGCCAGUGCUCCACUUCUGGCCUUGGGGGGAACCCCAGACACGUGGGUCUCCUCCUGGUUGUGAGGGGCUGCCCAGAUAUCUGUAUCGCAUCCUGGUCCGGAGGGGCUAUCUGGGCAUCUGGGUCCUAUCCAGAGGCAUCUGGGUCCUAUCCGGAGGCCAUCUCAGGGAGAGAACACCAAAAUCUGGGUCUCUUUCGGGAGAUGCCCAGAUGCAUGUCUCCUCCUGGCUGUGGUGGGCACCCCAAACACCUGGGAGUUUUGUGUUUUGGGGUGCCAGCUGUGCUCUGUCUCGGAGGGCCCAAGGAGGGACCAAGUGUGGACAAAACCACCUCUCUUUGCUGCCCCCACAUCCAGCCUCCUGGGUCCUUCCAGGAUUUUGGGACUGACCAGAGGGUCCCUAACUCAGGCCAUGUGUCCACGUGUGUGUGUGUCCAGGCCUUCCACUGAAGCCCUUGAGUUCCAGCAUGACCCUUGCUUGGCCCCAUGGCUCGAAGCACCGCGGCAGCUGAAUCACGGCCCUCAGCUGCAGCCCAAGGGGGGGCGACACCUGAGGGCACGGAGGGGGCUGGGGUACCCCCAGUGCUGUCCUCCCACCCAAGGUAGAAUGCAGAUGGAGACCAAGGGGAGCAAGGGAAUUUUGGGGUUCCUAAUCACGUGUUCCCCCAAUCCAAGUGGCUGAAGAAAAAGGGGGCCAUCAGGGAGGCCAGAGGUCCCUGGCCCACCACAGCUGCAAACAUGGGACUCGAUGAUCUGUAAGAAGUCCCUUCCAAGCCGGCCUCUCCAUGACUCCGCCACAGCCGGCUGCCAGGGCCAGGCGUUACCUGGCAACAAGCGACACCACAAACACAGGCACGUGCCACCGGGGCUCGGGAAGGCAGAGGAAGAGGAGGAAGGAGGCUGCUGGCUGCCCACGUUCCUAGCUGCAGCUUCCUUCCGAGCAAGGAGGAAGGACAGGUGCUGUGUUUUCGGGCAGGGCAGCAGCCAUGGUCUCCGUCAGCCUGUUACAGCUGCUGGAUGACGCCAUCGGGAAGCCCGAAGUCAAUGUCAACUUGGAGGCGCUCCGCAGACUGCUGAAGGUCAUAGUGGAAUACCUGAGCCUGCUGGGUCUGCAGGAGGUGAUCCCCGAGGAGGGGGCCCAGGAAGCCGCGGCCGCCCCGGGGCAGAGCCCCGGCCCGCAGCAGGAGGAAGGCUGGAGCGGCGCGGAGGCGGGACAGCCCUCCCAGCCGCCGGAUGAGCUGCAGGAGACCAGGAGCGGCUCUCCUGUCACCUCGGUGGCUGCCGACAUGGGACAGAUGGAGAAGACUGAAGCCAAAGAGAGUGGCAUCUCCAAGGCCACUGCUCUCUCCCAGGAGACCCACAGGGAAAUGGCUGGGAUUAAGACCAUGCAGCUCAACAUGGGAAAGGAAAUCCAGAGGAUCAAGGAGUCACUUGGCCAGACCACAGAUCUCUGCAAGGAUCUCUGUAAGGAGAUCAAUGAGAUGAAAGCCACACAGUCCCGCAUGGGAGAAGGCAUCCAGAUGAUCCAGGAAGCACUUGGCCAGGGGAACAUCCAGGAUGCUGCUGGCCAGCCACUGGUCUUCCACGACCAGCCUGCCCCUGCCAAGCCCCACACUUCGGACAUGGACAAGCUAGGGCAGAGCCCUGGUACCCAGAGCACCACCCCUGGGAUGCAGACAAGGACCCCCAGUGCCCAAAGUGGCACCACUGGGACACAGCUUGGUUUGCAAGCAGGCCUUCCAGCUAUGGAGAGCAUCCUCAGAGACCUAUCUGAGCUCCAGGGCCAGAUGUCCUCCCUGCAGAACCUGGUCCGAGACCUGCUGGGUGAGAAGGAGAAGAUCAGACAGCUGCAGGAUGCCCUUGGAAAGCUGGGUGUGACUGUACCUGAGUGCAGAGUGGAUGGCACCAACGAGAUCCCCCUACAGCUGGAGCCUGCACUGCUAGAGAUUAAACAGGAGCAGAAGGAGCUGAGAGAGGAGCAGAAUAUUACCAAGGCCACACUGAAGCAGCUGGUCACAGCUGACCAGCUUCAGGAGCAGCUGAAUGAGUUGAGGGCAGUGAUGGGGACUGCAAAGCAGCAGCCGGGAGAGUCACACUCAGACAACAAGCUUGUGAGGAAGCUCCUGCACCGCUGUGAAAGGCUCCAGCAGCAGGUGGACUGCCUGGUGCCACAGCAGGUGCAGAGGUCACUGCCAGAGAAGACCCAGGAAGAGGAGCUGCUAAAGAGCAUCCAGGCCACUGUUGUGCGGGUGGAAGGGGACUGCGAGCAGCUCGGCUACGUCACGGGGAGCCUCCGGGAUGACCAUCGCCAGCAUCAGAAAGAUAUCGAGGCUCUGUUCCGGUCCCUGGAGGGUCUCGAGAAGAAAGCAGACAAGGAGGACCUGCUGCUGCUGAAAGUGGACAAAGCUGCCCUGGGCAGCAAAGUCAGUUGCGCCCAUUUUGAUGAAAGCAUGGAGCGUCUGGAGGAGAGGAUGCGGGAGUUGCUGAGACGGGUGAUGGGUCAGGAGCAGCGCUGGCAGGAGGCCCAGCAGCAGUUCCGUGAUGUCCUGGACUCCAAGCUGGAUCGCCUGGAGCUUGGGCCUUUCCAGAAGCAGCUAGAGGAUACCUGGGCAAAGACCAUUAAGGAUCUCAAGGAUGAGUUGACAGUAGAGAUUGACGAUGCUGCUGGAAUUAAGCAGCAGCUGCUGGUCCCAUUCAAGUGCCUGUCCUGCGACCGGCAGUUCAACAUGCAGGUGCCUGGCGCGCACAUUGACACACUGCCGCUCCUUCCACCGCUGCCUGGCAGCCAUGCUGCACACCCCUCUACCAUCACCACAGAGGAGCAAGCACAACAGCAUGGUCACAGACCUCACCACCUUAGAGCACCAGCCAGCUUCAGAACUCAAACACUGAUCCCGGGCACUGUAGUAUUUGCUGUAAAUCAGUCCCUCUGGAUAGAACCAGCAGCCAGGCAGCUAGAUGUGACUGGAUGCUUGGAGCCCUGCAUGAAGAAAAGACCGGGACAGCUGCCCAAAGGGAUUUAUUUUCAAGUUAAUAAAAAAAAUUUAACCUGCUGUGUUUGAGAUAUUCUAAGCAAGACUGAUUUCAAAAGUAACCCCUCGCUUCAGAGCUGCCACCCUAACCCUGGACAGGUGCCACAGGGAAGGGCGAACUUUUGGCGGAGACAGGAACAGCAGAGCUUGGGGUGAGGCCCCAGACUGGGUCAUGUGGGCAUAUGGGGGGUGUCCCUGAGCCAGGUGGAGGGGCUGGUGUUGCCCCAACCCAUGGGCUGUGGAGGUACAAAAGGUGUAGUCCCUGGGCUGUCCCCCCACGCAUGCUGCUGGUGCCCCUGAACUGAGCUUUGGCGAGGCUGCAGCAGCGCCACACAUCUAGGGGGAGCUUGAGAUGAGCCCGAGCAGCACUGCUCCCUCUCCCGCAUCAGGCUCAGGGCAGGGUUUAAUGUCAUCAUCAUCAUCAUCAUCAUCCAUGAUUUACACUCUGGGUGAGGAGUAAGCUGGAGCACCUCCUCGUGGCCUGGAAACCAGAGUGUGCCUUCCUGACUCUCCUCCCAGGACACUGCAUUCACAGCAUUAACCUGCUCUUUACAGUGGGCUUGGACCUACUUUGAACUAUCAGUGUCCUCCUGCUUCUUGGCACCAUUAUUUUAUGGCCAGUCACAUCAAUCACUGCUGGUCAAACAAAAGUGCCAGUAUAAAGAAGGUUCAUUCUUCCCCUGGGCUGACUGUUGAGUGCAGACAUGAGAGUGGUGAACUCUGGCCCCGAUACAGCAAAAGUGUGCAGGGGGAGCAGAGGGUGAUGGAGCUGCUAUGGGCCCACCUCAGCAUGGGUACUUCACCCACCCCUGACCUGCAAUACUGCAUGUCAUCUGCGUGCCUCAGAGCUCCCUGACCUCCCUGGGUCCCCAGCAGUCCCAGAGGUCCCUUUCCCCCUAAGUCCUCAACCACCCAUCCUAGAUGUCUUUGUUCUCACAGAUCAAUUUCUCCCUGAAU